This is a messenger RNA of Sceloporus undulatus (fence lizard), 7877 nucleotides long. RefSeq names its product zinc finger and AT-hook domain containing (gene ZFAT). The record is from RefSeq and is a predicted model, not a curated record. Gene Ontology annotation, biological process: regulation of gene expression. Gene Ontology annotation, cellular component: nucleus. NCBI's taxonomy places the organism in Eukaryota, Metazoa, Chordata, Lepidosauria, Squamata, Phrynosomatidae.
GUUGCGAGCUGGAGGCUACUUAGGUUGAAGGGAGGAGAGAGAAGCGGGGAUUGGUCGAUAAGGCGGUGACGUCAGCGAGCCGGGAGGCGGGGCCAAGAGGAGGAAAGCACAGAGAGGGAGAGCAGGAACGGCGGAAAGAGGUCAAAGUAAAGGCGAGGAGUCGCUGCCGCCGGAGGAGGAGGAGCGGGGAGGGCGCGCCUUCUUCCCCAGAGCUCCCAGCGAGGCAGGAUUAUUUGACAGAUACUCUGAAUGGCCCUCACACCAGGUUCCAGUAGAAAUCUUUAAGGAUCAAGACUAGUUCUAACAGAAGUGGAUGCUUGAAUCGGGUAUAAGAAGGGCCAGCUGUACAUCUGAUCAAAUACAUCUAAUGCAUCUGAGGAAGUAGACUUAAGUCUUCAAAAGAUACCAGCAAAGGGAAAGAGAGGAAGUGAGGGAAGGCGGUGUGUCCUGAGGGGCAGCACGAAAGUGCGGUGGCAUACUUUUCUCUCCUCCCUUCAAAGACUCCCCUCGCCAGCCCUGGUUUCCCAGCCUCAGAUUCGGCAUGGAGGCACCACCACCAGGGAACAUGUCUAUCUUCAUGUGUAAGCUCUGUAACUUAUUUUCCCCGAACCAGUCGCAACUUCUGUCUCACGUCUCUGAGAAGCAUUCAGAGGAAGGGAUUAAGGCGGACGACAUCAUUAUUCCACUCAGACCUCUCACAACACCCACAAAUCUAAAUAAAAAUGGAGAAGAGCUCCUUGUAGUGAAGAGAAAAAGAGGCAGACCAAAAGGAUCAACUAAGAAAUGUUAUGUUGAUGAAGAAUUGGCAGAAAGCAGUAAUUGCACUACAAAUGAAGACGUUCCUGUGGGACUUGAGGAAGGGGGAGAACAGGGAGAGGUUCAACCUGACAACUUAGAAUGCCAAAAAUGCAAUCGAAAGUUCUCAAAUUCUCGGCAGCUACGGAAGCAUAUCUGUAUUCUUGUUAAACCUGAAGAUACAGAGGAAGGUGAUCCAGGUAAUGAUUCUGACGUUGACCUUGACAGGAGGGAAGAUGAGCGAGAAAAAGCACCAAAGAAGCAACGGCUCCAAAGAAAUGAGAAGAGCCUUUCUGCAAAGGACGGAGACCCAGUUUCAGGAGCUAAGAACCCUAUUAUCAGUGUGGUUUUGACAGCCCAUGAAGCUAUUCCAGGAGCUACAAAAAUAGUUCCAGUGGAAGCUGCUUCUUCCAAAACAGAGCAACUGACUAAUCCGGAGACAGUGAUGUCAGACUCCUCUCAGCAAAGAGGAUAUCAAGAAUAUGCCAUUCAGCAAACUCCUUAUGAGCAGCCAAUGAAAUCAAACAGGUUAGGUGCAACUCAGUUAAAAAUCUUUACCUGUGAAUACUGCAACAAGGUGUUCAAAUUCAAGCACUCUCUUCAGGCCCACCUGAGGAUCCAUACCAAUGAAAAGCCAUACAAAUGUACAUUCUGCAGCUAUGCCAGUGCCAUCAAGGCAAACUUGAAUGUUCACCUGAGAAAGCACACAGGGGAGAAGUUUGCUUGUGAUUACUGCCCUUUUACUUGCCUGAGCAAAGGCCACCUCAAGGUCCAUGUGGAGAGAGUACACAAGAAGAUCAAACAGCACUGCCGUUUCUGCAAGAAGAAAUACUCGGAUGUCAAGAACCUGAUCAAGCAUAUCAAGGAAGCCCAUGACUUGCAAGACAAAAAAGUGAAGGAGGUAUUUGACGAGCUCCGCUUGAUGACCCGGGAAGGCAAAAGACAGCUGUUGUAUGACUGCCACAUCUGUGAGCGCAAGUUCAAAAAUGAACUGGAUCGUGACAGGCAUAUGCUGGUCCAUGGGGAUGAGAGGCCCUUUGCUUGUGAGCUAUGUGGCCAUGGAGCCACCAAGUACCAAGCACUUGAGCUUCAUGUCCGAAAGCAUCCUUUUGUGUAUGUUUGUAGUGAGUGCUUGAAGAAAUUUGUCAGCUCCAUCAGACUCCGCUCACAUAUCAAGGAAGCCCAUAGAGACUUGCCAGAGACUUCUGUUUUUAACAGUUCUAUCAACCAGAGCUUUUGCUUACUGGAACCAGGAGGGGACAUUCAACAAGAAGCCCUUGGAGAAGAGUUGUCACAGACUGCAGCAGAACUCUCACUUUUAAACUCUAAGGAGCUUUGUAUACUAAAGAAACCAGUUUGUGCAAAUGAACUGAAUGCUAUGGAAGGGAGCCAUCAUAAUAACAUUGGCGCCAAGGUAGAAAUCACUUCUGUCCCCACUUUAGAUCUUGAAAGCCCUUUAGUUGCAAGUACAUCAGAUCCCUUAUGCCCAUCAUUGACAGAACUAGUACCCCCAGAUGCCUUCACUGAUAGUACCCCAGAUGCCUUUCUACAGAAAAAUGUUCCUUCUGAAUUGGCUGAAGAAAGGGUCCUUCCUGAGAACGAAGGUGAGGUCUCUUGUGAACCUUCAGAAAGCAUACAAAGUGAAGUCAUUCUGCUUUCAGGAGAUGAGAGGAGUAAUAUAGACCAGCAUUGCCAAGUUCCACAGUGUGCUCCUGAUCUCAAAGAAACAGGCCAAGCUAUCUGUCUUAAUGCUCAGGAAGCAGAUGUGGCAACAACAGAAGAGGUAGAGUCCUCUGUUCAACUUUCCACUUUGGAAUCCAACACAGCAGUUGGUGACAAAUCAGAUUCAUGCCCAGUGUCUUCAGAGAAUCGAACUGGAGCAGCAGUCUUUAUGCAGAUUUUGGACAGUUUGCAAAAACGACAAAUGAACACGGCUCUCUGUGAAAAGAUCAGGAAGGUCUAUGGAGACUUGGAAUGUGAAUACUGUGGCAAGCUGUUUUGGUACCAGGUGCAUUAUGACAUGCACGUUCGUACUCACACACGAGAGCAUCUCUAUUACUGCUCUCAGUGCAGUUACUCCUCCAUCACCAAAAACUGUCUCAAACGACACGUCAUCCAGAAACACAGUAAUAUUUUGCUGAAAUGUCCCACAGAAGACUGUGAUUAUUCCACACCUGAUAAAUACAAAUUGCAGGCCCAUCUGAAAGUGCACACAGACCUGGACAAAAAGAGUUAUUCCUGCCCUGUGUGUGAUAAAUCAUUUUCUGAAGACCGACUUAUAAAAUCACACAUAAAGACAAACCACCCAGAGGUUUCAAUGAACACCAUCUCUGAGAUUGUUGGCAGGAGAGUUCAGCUAAAAGGGCUGAUAGGAAAGCGAGCCAUGAAAUGCCCCUAUUGCAAUUUUUAUUUCAUGAAGAAUGGAUCGGACUUGCAGCGUCACAUUUGGGCCCAUGAAGGCAUCAAGCCAUUCAAAUGUUCUCUGUGCGAAUAUGCAACUCGCAGCAAAAGCAACCUGAAAGCACACAUGAACCGCCACAGCACUGAAAAAACCCACCUCUGUGAUAUGUGUGGGAAAAAGUUCAAAUCUAAGGGCACCCUCAAGAGCCACAAACUCCUCCACACUGAUGAUGGAAAACAAUUCAAGUGUACAGUGUGUGAUUAUACCGCUGCUCAAAAACCACAACUUCUACGGCACAUGGAACAGCAUGCUUCCUUCAAGCCUUUCCGGUGUGCACACUGCCAUUACUCCUGCAAUAUAUCCGGUUCUCAAAGACAUUAAAAUAGGCAACAUCCCUAUGAGGAUAUGUUUGCAGGCUCUGGAGACUCUGCUGACGCCCUUCUCACCACAGGUGGUAUCAAGUGCCCAGUGUGCAACUUUGUGUAUGGAACAAAAUGGGAAUGCAACAGACACCUAAAAAAUAAACAUGGACUCAGAUUAGUGGAACGUGAUGGGGAAAUGAAAUGGGAGCAAACAACAGAGAUUUCUGAUGAAGAAACCUCGUCGUAUCUCCAUAUUACGGAAGCUGAAGAUAUACAAGGAGCUCAGACAGCUGUUGCUGCUCUACAAGACCUAGGAUAUACCUCAGAAAAUGGUGGCCGACUUGAUCCCACAGCUGUCAACAUCCUCCAGCAAAUCAUAGAAUUGGGUUCAGAACCCCAUGAUGCAGCUUCUGUUGCCUCCGUGGUUGCCAUGACCCCAGGAACUGUUACUGUUGUGAAGCAGGUGACAGAAGAGGAACAGCCAACCAGCCACACGGUGAUGAUUCAGGAAUCACUGCAGCAGGCAUCAGUUGAAUUGACCGAAGAACAUCAUUUGGUUGUCUCCUCAGAUGACGUGGAAGGGCUUGGGACAGUGACAGUUUACACCCAGGGGGGAGAGGCUUCUGAACUUAUUGUUUAUGUGCAAGAAGCCAUGCAGGCAGUGGGAGAACAAGCUGAAGAGCCGGAACAAUCCAUAUAGAAAAUCUAGACAAAAGUCCCCAGGGAGGUAAGGUUCCUGGCCCUGCCAAAUCGAAACGCAUUUUAUUUUCCAUUGUGUAUUUAACGGCAAGCCUGAGCAGAGCCUCCUGCAGCUGCUAGCCCAUUGUAUGCCUAGGCUUUGUCAGAUACGUGAGUGGUUGUUGAUUGGGCUGGUGGCCUUUUGCCAGUAGAUGGUUUGGUACAUACUGAGCCAUACACAGCUUUCUUGUGAAAAUCACUCGGCUUUUUACACUUUAAAAAGAAUACCUUCCUUUUUAGGAUCGCCUGAAGUCACAGAUCUGCAGAGAGAGGGUAACUACUUCUCCAGGGUUCCAAAAAAAAAAAUUCUUCAUGUUAUCUGCAUCAUGAGACAUCAUGAGGAGAACCAAGAGAAGUAGCCAGUGAUAACUCUGGAUAGCAUUGUGUUUCUGUGUGUUGAUCUGUCUGCCUUUUAUGCACUUUAAGAAGAUUGUAGAUUUAAAAGGACACUUUUAAAGAAUGUCAGAAAAGGUUUCCAAGGUUAUGGGACAAAGCAAGAGGCAACACAUUGAAGCUGUUUACAAAUAUAGGUCCACCUGGAACGAUACAGAAGAAAAGGCAUUUGCAUGCAUUAGAUAUUAUCCUGUCCAGCAUCAGCUUUUCUCCAAUCCUCAUUUCUGCAUAUGUCAUUAAACACACACAAACAUACAGCUCCCCCCCAAAAAAAGAAAACACUACAUUUUAACCUUCCAAAAGAUAGGUUUCUUUUAUUUGCCAUGAUGAAUUUUCAAAGAACAAUAUAUGAACAAAAUGUGAUUUCUUAUAGAUCAUGUAUCAUUUCAUUUCAAAGCCAGAAUUCUAUUGGUAAGUGCCUCCCAAGCAUGCCAGAUGUUCAUUUGGAUGGAAACUAAUGUGAAACACAAGUGAAAAGUUUUAUGUCAUAACCAUAAAGCACUUCAGCAGACAAUGCAUGUCUGAAAGAUGUACAGCCCCUGCUAAAGUGUUUUAUGGUUAUGAUAUCUUUUGGACACAUAUAUUGAAAAUGUAUAGUGGAUUUCCCCCCUGUUCUAUCUAUGAUGCAUUAUUUUGUUUCUCUUUUUUUUGUUUGAAAGCAAUAGCAAUAACCUCAGGAGUGUGUCUCUCUGUGUGUAUAUAUAUUAAUUAGAGCUUGGGCACAGAGUUCUAGAUUAACACACACAUGCCUGGAUUCUAUUGCAGUCUCAACUAGAGCACACACAGUUUAUCAGUAGGAUUUAGCUAUCUCAACCACUCAACAAUUGAUUCAGUGGGUCUAAUCUAGCUGCGGCUAAAAAGGAGGAUGCAGGCCAUGUACCACUGGUACAAUGGAUGUCUUUUCAAGGCACUGAGGACCAAUAGAAAGCUAUGGAAGCCUGAGUGUUAAAGCAAUAUGCUAGGGCUCUGGUUUCUCAGUUUGACAAAUGUGGAGUCUCUUUCCUAGUAGAGGCACAGCUUUGCAGCAUGGACCUGCAUCAAUCACUAGGAUUAGAUAAAGAUGACAUCCAGAAUGCCACCCUACCCACCCCCCAUAAAUAAUGAAAUAGAAACCUACUAUGAAUCCCUUCUACUCAAAGGCCAGCACUCUGCUCUUGAUGAAGAAAAGGGCUGUGAUCUUGAGCCAAGUCCUAUUGACAUUACCAUUUUUCAGUGGGCUGUAAAAUGUAAUUUGACCCUCUUCUAGUAUGUUUUCCAGCUGCAUGUCCCAAUUAAAUUUGCUGGCAGGAUGAAUGAAUGUAGGCUGAAUAUAACAAACCGUGAUCAGGCCAGAGCUUGAAAUUCCUUGUCUUUGUGCUUCAUCUCCCAGCAGCUGUACUGGGCCAGUAACUAUGCUGGCUGGGAAAUUCUGGAAGCUGGUAACUGUUCCAAGCCUUUAUCUGGAUUACAUGUCAAAAAGGUGCUCCAGAGAAUCUACUCAUAAGGCAUGUGUCACAGUUCAGUUUUCCAAUCCCAGGAAAGUCAGAUUGAACAUGACUCCUGAACCAGGUCAACAGUUCCUAGCUCUUUUUUUUUUUAAACAGACUUUGUAUUGUCAUUCUCACACAACAAAUACUGAUAUCUGGGGAUAUAAUAACAAAGCUCUUCCUUUAUACCAUAUGCUAUGCAAAGUGCUCCUCCUUGAAUAAGUGUAACAGAAUGAAAUGGAAUCUUACACACAAACACACUAAGUUUUAUAGGACCAAAUUUCACUCUGUAGAACCCCAAAUCUUGUAUGAGAACUGCUGGCCUUAUACAUCCAGUUUCUGUUUCAAUGUCUCCCACUUUAUGUCCUUUAUUUCUGUGGGAUUUGUUCCCCAGUUAUUCAAAACAGUUGUGGUUUAAAUCAGAAGUGGGCAACUGCCCAUUGUAUGCAGCCACUAUUUUGUCCUGUUCUCUCCCUCCAGAAAGAGAGGCAGGGGGAAUGGAGGGUUGCAGAUUGCUUUAUGUCUGCAAAAGAAGGUUGUCACAUACUACUUGUACGUUACACCCUCCAACACAGACACUUAAAUGAUAGGACACUAUAUAUACACCAUAACACCAAACUCUGAUAGUAGAGGGGAAAUCAUCCAGAGCAAGGUCCACCUGUUAUUUUAAAAUGAAGAAAGCAAUAUCCAAUAAUAAUGAGUCACUCUGGAAACUAAAAGAUCCCAGGACUGGCUCCGAGGUCAAGAACAUCCUACCUUUUGAAUGUCUAUGCAUAAAAAUAUGCAAGGUCCAAAUGGCAAUUAGUUUUCUGAUUCCAUAGCCACCUUGGAUCCAAUCUCAGGAGAAAGGUGGGCAUAAAAUCAAUAAAAAAUGCACACAAAAAUAUAUAGGGUUUUCCUAUGGUAAACCUGAAUAAACAUAGUAAACAUAAAUCAGGAAAGGAUUAGAGAAUGUUUACUUAGGGCAAAACUCAGAGCAUUUAAAUGUAUGCACCUGUGCACUUCUCGCCAUUGAUUGCAAUUACAUGAAUUUUUGCUGGAGAAAAUUGGGGUCUUUAAUUGACAGAUUCUAAAUACAGUGUUUGAUCUGGCAUCAAGUGUUUGCAGAAUUGAAAUAAAUUCUGCAUCUUGAUUUGAAUCAGUAGAUAGAUCCUAGGUAGGUACGCAUAUUGCAAAAUAUGUGAACUGAAUUGAUGGCAGGUUUCCUUGUGCAUCUCUUUUUAAAAGAAAGGGUAUGAAAAUAUGAUUUUAAAAACCGUUCAGUUAACAUUGGGAAUAAAUUGUAGCUUUCUGAAAAUUCUGCUAAAUGCCAGUCAUUAUUGCAAAGCCAGCUGUUUGAAUCCUAAGGACUCAUUCUUGUUAAUAUGUACAAAAAUUGAUUCAUGUUUGUAAAUUUAAUGAACUUAUGUCCUGAAUGAUUAUAAAGAUGAAAUGAAUUGGGAGAGUGUCAUAAUUAAUCCCUGGGGUUAAACAUGAUUUCAGUUGACUGAAGCAUGUCUAACAGAUUGUGGCCCAUGUGUAGAUAGUUAUAAGUUCAUUAUGUAUAUUUGGAGAGGACUAUCCUUUUUUUUUUGUAUGUAAGCUCUACAAAUUAUUAAUAAUACAGUACAAAUAUAUAAAAUUCUGUUCAGGGGAUAUAAAAUUACAUAAAGUCUUCACAUUUUUUCACCACAUAAGCAGACCAGUCUAAUAAAUCAUUUUGCAAGUCUUGAGUUAUCGGAA